AUGAAUGAAAAACUAAGUACAAAUCUUGUGACUCGGCCUCCAGGGCCUCUCAAUCACCCGAAUUCACGCUGGAAACAUAAUUCAAAGAACAAUAGUAAACAUCGGAUUUUAUGUAUUGGAACAAAAGAAAUCAGAAGUGAUUUUGAGGGGCUUAUUGCGCGCCAUAGAGACACUCUGCAAAGAAAAAAGAAUAGGAAGGAAAACAUGAGGGAAAAAGAUGAAGGAUUUACUGGGGUCAGAAAUAUGCUCGCAAAAUUCGAGGACGUGAACGAGCAAAGAUCAUUUUCUCCAGCAAACUCCCCUCGACCUGGAAAAAAACCAACAAAACCUCCUCGACCAAAUUUCAUCCCUCCUUCAAAACCAAGAAAUAUCACACCACAAUUACACGAAAACUCCAUCCCUCAACCACUUCCUCGAAGAAUAACUCCACCACAACAACCUCCAGUCAUUCCUCAGCUCCAAAAACUUGCGAUCCACGAAGACUACGGGACGCUCAAAUCAAUCGAGUCGAUUCAAACCGAAUGCGCUCUAGAAUCUUCAGAAAGCUCGUCUCUCGAAGCAACAAGUUCCGAAUUUGCCUCGUUUCAGCCCCACCCUCCGCCAAAAUCAUCACCGGAAAUCUUUGAGGAUGAAAUUUUUCAGCCAGAAACCUAUCAAGAAAUUCCUCAAGAAGCCCAAGACUCUCCCUCGACCCCCAGAAAAGAGAGACGAAUGUCUGAUGAAACGUACGAGAGAAUUAUGAGAAGUUGCAAUAAUGGACCAGAAGUGGUUCUGAUGGAUUUGAGCGAACAGCUGAUGGAGAAAAAUGAUCGAAAACAUAAACGAAGACCGCCAAUCAGACCGAAAAGAAUCGCUCCAACUCCGCCAAAAACCUCCCCCGUCCUUGACAUCAUCGAAUCUCGCGAGCAGACUCCUGACCUGAUUCCUGAACAAACGAGAAAAGAAAUCCUCAAGCAACGACUCAACUCUUUCUACUCAAAAGAAGACUUUCUCAAGCGAAAAGACUACCACUUCGCAAUCGCUGAAUUUCUCGAAACGAUUGAGAGAACAUCAGAAUCGCUCAGAUUGCUCGAUAGUUUCUAUCAUCAAUAUGGAAACAACCCGGAAUUCAGUGCUAUUAUUGAGAGCUUACCGAGGAUUCAUCGUCAGAUUUUACCAGAGCUCUACCGAAUCCACAUCUGUUUUCUUGCAAAAGUCGGCGUCACAGACGGCAAACCCUACAGCCCAACUCCUCGUUCCUCCACCGACUCCACUUCUGAGGAAGAUCAUCUCGAACAUCUUCUCGACCCAAUUAAGAUCCCUCAACUCAUCCGAUCGACUUACCUUGACGAUCCGGAAUUCUUUGACCUCCUCGAAAAAACCAUUCACGAAAAAGCCUUCGAUCCAGUUCAAGAAUCACCUCAUUUCUCCCGACUCUUUCAAGAAUUCGCGAAAUUUCUCGAAAAGAAUGGACCGCAGAAGAGCUUUGGAUUGGAUUUGAUGAAUAUUUCUGAUCUUCCAUACACAAGAAUUUUCAACUUGAUGAAUAUUUUGGAGAAAAUCAAGAAAGAAGCGGUCAAACAUGAGUUCGAAAAUGCUGGUUUGUGUAAAAGAAUGUUUGACGAAUAUCAAUGGACCGUCAAAUACAGAAUCGAGAAGCCAUAUGCCGACAUGCGCGACUACGUCUGCUCCAGUGAAGCUUGGGGAACAAUGGAGCUCCCCACCGUCCGCCAUCCCUUCCAAUCAACUUCCGGCCAAAUCGACUUCUCUCGCUUCCCGCGAGUCCAUGCAGUUGGCGACAUUUUGAUCAGGAAUAAAAAGUACCGCCUGGGCGUUUGGUCGAAUCGAAUUUUUCUCGGAAAGAUGAAGCAAAAAGAUUCGGUUCAAAAGUCGAUCUUCAAGGUGCUUUUUGAAACUCAUCGAUGUAUGGUAGAAGUGCUGGAGAAUGAGGAAGAUGGAGAUGAGGAGCAGAUUGACUUGGUGUUUUUGAGGUUUAUUGAAGAUAAGUCGGAUGGAAAUUAUAGAUGGCGUGAAUCGAGAAGAAUAAAAUUUACUCCAGUCGACUGCAAAUCUCCCUACAAAUCUGACAUCCAAUGGCAUAUCAAUAAAUCUCAAUGGCUAAAAGUCCUCCCGAUGAAGCCGACAAAACAAGUGUCCGUCAAGUUCUUCGACGAAAAUCGACCGCUUUUUACGCUGAGAUCACCGUUCUGCACAGACGAUGGGAGUUUUUAUGCGAAAGCUGGCGAGACGUUCACUGCCAUCCGUGAGCUGAAACCUCCUCCUGACGUUGAUGAUCGGCUUUUUGAAGGAUUUUUCGGAUCGGAUGAAAAGUUUACCUUCAACUUCGAGAUUUACGAAUCGAACUUGAAAAUUGACAAAAGUAGAGAAGUUCAAAAUGCGCCGAAGCAGUUUAUUCAGACUCCCAGUUUUCGAAGCCAGCGAUGCAGACAAAGCACCUACACAAUCAUGGAUCCCCUCAACUGA
Messenger RNA from Oikopleura dioica, 2463 nucleotides. The record is from the annotation of a GenBank genome assembly. NCBI's taxonomy places the organism in Eukaryota, Metazoa, Chordata, Appendicularia, Copelata, Oikopleuridae.